Messenger RNA from Pomacea canaliculata, 2587 nucleotides. Its product is annotated as eukaryotic translation initiation factor 2D-like. The record is from RefSeq and is a predicted model, not a curated record. Gene Ontology annotation, biological process: formation of translation preinitiation complex; translational initiation. NCBI's taxonomy places the organism in Eukaryota, Metazoa, Mollusca, Gastropoda, Architaenioglossa, Ampullariidae. Gene Ontology annotation, molecular function: translation initiation factor activity.
AACUGUUCAUUUUAGGAAACUGGGUGACAAUUAGAACCACCUCAGAUUGAUGAAGAUAAUGAUGUCUCAGAUGAGAAAGCAGAGAACACAUUAGAAACUCAUUGGUGUCAGAAGUGCCAUCCAGGCAAUGAGCAGCCCAAUGCCAAAACAGUUCUUCUGAGAAAGACAAUACUGCUAUUGUCAUUGCUGAUGAAGAACCAUCAGUGGCAUCUGAAGAUGGAGUAUCCAGGUCAGGAUUGAUGGUGGAAACUGAAUCUUCUGAAAUAGAGCACAGUGAGGCAUCAGUAGAAAUUCCUGCAAUAGAUGAUAUGGAUAGCUUGUUACGUUAUUGUUUCAAGUGUGCUCUCAAGAAAAGCAUAAAGAAGAGUGAUCUACCCCUUUUGACAUCCACCUUUCUUAAAGUUCAUAUGCAACCCUUUUGUCCUGGGAAGCAUAUUGAGUGUGAAGAAUCUUCUUUCAAAAAGUUUGCAAAAUUCCUGCAGCAGAUGCAGUCAGAAGAGUUUAUUAAACUAAAAGAGUUGUCAAAAGGGGUGGACAGUAUAUCAGAAUUUGACCGCUCACAUCCAGACCUUAGAGAUCUAGUUGCACCUGACUUGCCUGCUCUAGAAAAAGAGGUCGCAGAGGAGACUGCUUAUGAACCACCAGAGAUUAUAGAAGUAUUCUGCAUCACUACUGCUACACUUCCUUUGUUUAAAAACCAGGGAUUUAGCAAAGGAGAUUCACUGAGUUUAACGGAACUUCGGAAACAAAUCACAGAUUAUGUCAAAACAAAUAACCUGCAAACAGAAGCAGAUGUAAGCCAGGUUCAGCUGGACCCAGUGCUUGCAGAAAUCACAUUGUUGAGAAAUGAGGGAGACAGAAGUCUGCUUCCUUGGAAUGAAUUGAUUAUCAGGAUUACAGACAAGAUGCAGCCUGGUUGUCUCAUCAAGCUUGCAGGUCAGCAGCCAGUGUUAAGGAAAGGAAAGAUGGAGCCCAUUAAGUUGAAUGUUGUCCAGAGAGGAUCACAAAAGAAGGUGACAGUCAUUGAAAAUUUGGAGUUUUAUGGCAUCGACCCUCGUGUUUUUGCACACGCUGUGCAAAUUGCUAUGGCUUGCAGUGCAACAACAGUAGACUCAGAGCAGAAGAACCAUGGCGUAAAUGUGGUUGUCCAAGGGAACCAGAUGACUUUUAUUUCUAAACUAUUGUUAGACAAAUACAGGAUUCCAAGGAAGUACAUACAAGGCCUUGAGACAGUAUCUAAAGCUAAAAAAAAGUAACUGAGCAUGUGACUUCAUGUUGUGACGUAGUCUACUGUUAGUGCUCAUUUAAAAAAAAUUCUGGGAAAAACAAAACUAUUGAAAUAAGACAUCUCAUCUAGACACUGAACAAGUCAAGAAAGCCGUUGUGUUGGGUCAGUGUCGAAGGGACUGUCGUGAUUUAAAAUAAAGUUUUUGAUAUAAUUUUACUCAAGUGGUGUGCAAAGAAGGAGACUUAAAAACGGGUGUUCUGUUUAAGUGUUUUGUGUCAAGAUCAGGAAUGUAUAAAUCAACCAUGUGUCGUAAAUAACUAAGGAAAGAAUUACGCCACCUUCAGCAAACCAUUUCAGGACACACCUCCAUGUUAGUAUUACCACUUAUUUUUCAUAAAAUCUCAUUUAUUUAUUACUUCAUUUCCAGACACAAAAUCAUUUUCCAAAAUUAAAAAUCGUUAUUGUAUUCAUUUGCCAUAGAAACCUCUGUCAUUUUUGUUAACUUAUCGUCAAUGACUGCUCCGAUCUCUACUGAGAUACUACUAACAGGCAUAGUUCAGAUCUCUCAUGUCUGGGUUUUAAAUAAGUGCUUAUGUGGUGUAUUGUGUCUGGGUAUUUAUUAAAAUAAUAAUUACUGAUAGUACAUGAAUUGCUAAUACUUUGUGAUGUGUAUGUUAAGCCCUGGUCACAUUACUUGUAGAGUAAAUCGGGGUACCCAGAGAUAACUACCUGUGAAGAGGUGCCUCAUCCAGAGAGAGUUGUGUGCCCCAAGUCUUGUCUUGAACCCAGAACCGCACGUCUCACUGUUAUGGUGAAAAGCAAGCGCUUUAUCACUAAGCGAGCAGCCCGCCCCCUUGACAGAUUUUGGCUUUGCAGGCUACAAGGUCUGUCUCACGGUUGAAGUACUCCUUCAUUCUAAUUUGACAGAUCUCACAGGUUACAACCAUAUCCUGUUCAACUUUUAUAACCCCUUGAUAGCAGGCGAACGUUUUUGUGCCUUAGCUGCGCUCAUGCCAUAAAUAUUCAAAGCAUUUUUUUGAAGAUAGGAUCAAUUAGUAUCUAGGGAGAGGUUUGUUUAAAUAAAUCAACAAACGCUGUGGAGUAGCUUUCGACGGUGUCAAGUCGAGAACACUCUUAAAAAUGAAAAAACGUGACAUGAGAAAAUAGUGUAUUGUGUACAGUACACUGUGCAGUGAAUGAGACUGUCUAGUGAAAAAUAAGUCUGUGGCAAAGAGCGCAAAAUUUGGUCACACCAGACUGCGCAGAACUGAAGUGUAAUGUUUAGUACCAGGUUAUACCAAAUAAAUGGAUAAAGGCAUUUGAUCACAAAGUGGUGUGCUAAAUAAAAGACGAGUUCUU